This is a messenger RNA of Paramecium octaurelia, 222 nucleotides long. The record is from the annotation of a GenBank genome assembly. NCBI's taxonomy places the organism in Eukaryota, Ciliophora, Oligohymenophorea, Peniculida, Parameciidae.
AUGAAAACAGAUCAAUAGGACACAAAAAUUUUAAAUAAAACCUAAGAGAAUGAUGAAAUUAUUGAAGAACCAAGAACUGUCUUAAUUAAUUAACCUUUGAAUCUAGCUUAGACUUAAAACCUUUUUGUCUUUGAAUUUAAGUCUGAUUCCAUGAGUAAGCUCAACCUUUUAAGAUUCAAACACUCUUUGGCCAAAAAGAUCAUCAAAAAAUUUAAAUAAUGA